AUGUUUGAUUUCAUCCCCACAAUUAAAGUCAUCAACAAAGAAAACAAGGAUUCAACCAACCUCCUGAAAUGCCUCAAUGCACUGAGAGUUACUUUAAAUGGAACACUAAAACUUUGGAGUCAACUGCAGAAAGAAUCAGUUAAGUUUUUAUUGACAAGAGGACUAAAUCAGGAUCCUCUUGAGAAUUUUUUUGGGUCCAUACGUCAGCAGGGAGGAAAUGCCGAUAAUCCAACCCCAAUCCAAUUUUGUUGGGCUUUUCGAAAGUUGUUUUACAACCACUUCUUGGAGCAGUCAUCCGGAAACUGUGCGGAAGACGUUGACAAAAUCUUGGUGCAACUUCAUCUUCCUCCAAGGAAUAACUCAUCAAAAGAAAAUCAACCCCUGGCUCAAGAUCAACCCUUUGUGGUAGACGAGUCCGACUAUCGUGAUUUUGCAAUUGAUCCAGAUCAGAGUAAUUCUGGUGCCAAUGCCAUCACCUAUGUAACUGGUUACAUGAUUACCAAGUGUUUUCAAAAACAUAAAUGUGACACGUGUGUUUCAAACCUUGUCAAUGAUGAACUUGAUAAUGGUAAUAAACUCUUUUGUUAUUUCAAAGGAUAUGAUUCGAGAAAAACAUUUGGUGGCCUUACUGUUCCAACAGAUAAGUUCACUCAAUACAUCACAGCAGUUGAAGAGAAGAUUGUUCAGUUAUCUCCAACAGUCAUAAAGAAGAAAGGUGUUGCACAAGAUUUGCUUUCACAGCUUCCUCUCUUCACAGUUCCAUGUCCUGAUUUUCCUGGUGAGUUUGUUCUAAGACUUUUCUUGAGAAUGAGAAUUUACUACAUUUUGAAGUUUGGAAACAGAGAACUAUCAUCUCCGAAGAUUAAAAACAGAAAAUAUUUUAAAGUUCAAAAUUUGUAA
This is a messenger RNA of Paramuricea clavata, 900 nucleotides long. The record is from the annotation of a GenBank genome assembly. NCBI's taxonomy places the organism in Eukaryota, Metazoa, Cnidaria, Anthozoa, Malacalcyonacea, Plexauridae.